Messenger RNA from Impatiens glandulifera, 747 nucleotides. RefSeq names its product CBL-interacting serine/threonine-protein kinase 8-like. Gene Ontology annotation, molecular function: ATP binding; protein kinase activity. Gene Ontology annotation, biological process: signal transduction; protein phosphorylation. Lineage: Eukaryota; Viridiplantae; Streptophyta; Magnoliopsida; Ericales; Balsaminaceae. The transcript is spliced from 9 exons. Bases 1 to 561 code for a protein of 186 amino acids. The record is from RefSeq and is a predicted model, not a curated record.
AUGACUCUCAAAAGGGAGGCCCGCGACGAGACCAACCGUUUGAUUAAGCAAUGGGGAGUGAGUCUCCUUCGGACAAUUUGUGGAACUCCUAACUAUGUAGCACCAGAGGUAUUGGGUCACAAAGGGUACAAUGGUGCUGUUGCGGAUGUUUGGUCUUGUGGAGUUGUUCUAUAUGUUCUAAUGGCAGGAUAUCUUCCGUUUGACGAAAUUGAUCUCACUAGUUUGUAUAGUAAGAUAGAUAAAGCUGAGUUUUCAUGUCCUACAUGGUUUCCAGUUGGAGCAAGAUCUUUAAUUCAUCGGAUCUUGGAUCCAAAUCCUGAAACUCGAAUUGUAAUUGAGGAGAUAAGAAAUGAUGAAUGGUUCAAGAGGGAUUAUAUUCCUGUCAAACCUACAGAAUAUGAAGAUGUUACUCUUGAUGACAUAAAUGCUGCUUUUGAUCAACAUGAGGAAGAAGGUAAUAUUGUUGAUCAAUACAGGAGGAGUGAGGAAGAAGAGAGUUCUUUAACACUCAAUGCAUUUGAUCUUAUAAUUCUUUCACAAGGCUUGAACCUUUCACAUUGAUUUAAAAAGAGGGCUCUUUGAAGCAUCAAACGCGUUUUGUUUCACAGAAACCUCCUAAAGUAGUUUUAUCUACAAUGGAAGUUGUCGCACAAUCUAUGGGAUACAAAACCCACAUCCGAAAUUUCAAGAUGAGAGUGGAAGGCUUGUCAGCAAAUAAGACUUCAUAUUUCUCAGUCAUCUUGGAAG